GAGUAUAAAUGUUCCUUGGUUGGUCUGACUGAAUCAAAGAGUACUUUGUCAAGUUUGUAAAUAAAUCUUUUAUCAACUAGCUAUCCCUAAAAUGGUGUGCGAUGGUCCAGAUCCUCCAGAUGAUUCCCCACAAAACUUGAUUCCACCGCCGCGAAAUGAAUUAAUGGCUAACGGAAACCACGACGAUAGUGAUGAGGAGCAAAACGAGCAUUUCGGAUACGAGCCUCUACCACAGGGGCCGGAAGCUGUAUUUACGGACCAGGAAAGUGAUGACGAUAUCGAAAAUAAUGGAAUACAAACAGCUCCAAACAAUGUGCCUCCAAUAGAGCCAAUGGAGAAUGCCCUAACAAGGGAAAUAUGGAAUGUGCCUAGAGUCAAUGACCCUAUACAAAUGGACAAUGAAAGAGCACAACAGGUGAUGUCAUUAAUGGCUGACUUUGCAUUACCACAAGAUUCCAUCCCGGAAUGGGCACAGAGUGUAUCAGAAGAGCAAUGGAAAGAAACGCUCAAUGACAGGAUAGAAAAGUUACGGAGUAAUAGAUAAAUCAGGCUGAGAAUAAACCUUAAUUUUUUAUUAAGAUUUAAAAGUCUCUAUAGUCUUAGAGUUUUGGUUCGCUAAUUGCCAUCAAUUGCUAAACUGUGCUGAUUAAUAUUAAAAUCCAUAGUUCUUGACACUAUGGAUUAAUCACUAUUAUGUAAAUUGUUUGUUUAACUAGAAAGGUGAUGCGAUUUUUAUUCAAUUUAAAUGGCAAUCGGUUAUAUUAUUGUGUACAAAACAAGUAGUCCAAUCUGAACACAAGGUGUAUGACUGGAUUGUACAAAAACAGAUCUCAGCUGGUUUGGCUUU
Molecule: messenger RNA, 847 nt
Organism: Maniola jurtina (meadow brown)
Lineage: Eukaryota; Metazoa; Arthropoda; Insecta; Lepidoptera; Nymphalidae
Product: male-enhanced antigen 1
Exons: 4
Coding region: 92-544 (150 amino acids)
Biological process (GO): spermatogenesis
Source: RefSeq, a predicted model, not a curated record